Messenger RNA from Archocentrus centrarchus (flier cichlid), 9779 nucleotides. It is a transcript of the gene adcy3a, whose product is annotated as adenylate cyclase 3a. Gene Ontology annotation, cellular component: plasma membrane. Gene Ontology annotation, molecular function: adenylate cyclase activity. Gene Ontology annotation, biological process: intracellular signal transduction; adenylate cyclase-activating G protein-coupled receptor signaling pathway; cAMP biosynthetic process. The coding region runs from base 658 to 4017 and encodes 1119 amino acids. NCBI's taxonomy places the organism in Eukaryota, Metazoa, Chordata, Actinopteri, Cichliformes, Cichlidae. The transcript has 21 exons. The record is from RefSeq and is a predicted model, not a curated record.
GCCGUCGGGCGACUUUCUGCGAGUCGUUUUAUUUUUACUUUUAUUUUUGUUCCAUGUCAUUUUAAUUUGUUCCUGUGUGAGCCUCCAGUAGAAGAUGUGAACUGCUGCGUUUCAGGCGGGAUGGUGAUAUCUGUCCAAGGGAAUAACGCUAGCACCCAUAAGAGACGAAAUCCGCACGGUCAUGUAAAUUAGAGCUAUGGAAGUCAAAAAGGCAACCCAGAGGAAUAAUGGAAGUCAUACAAGCAGAAGCUCAGCUGAAUAAAUGUUAAUGCAGUCAGCUUUGACAUGUGGAGUACAGAGAUGGCCAGGCUCAGGUGAAACAGUCCCGUCUGUAAAGCUGAAUGUAAAAACUGAAGAAGAGUAGGCGUGCUCAGUUUGGGCCUAUGACACAAGGCUAAGCACGUCAGAUGACAGCAGUGGACGGAGUGACUGCGGAUGCAGCUUGUAAGAGGACGUCUCUGCAGUGCACAGGUCCUGACAGUCGGCACGCUGCUGUGAUUAAGGCCAUAUGUGCGGGCUUCCCUCAGAAAAAGGUGGUUACUCAGCAGAUGAUGUAUACCUGAGAUUUAAGUCAGUGCUUGAUUUACUCCUGCAUGACCGCAGAGCUUCCCAUUGUUUUAAAAAAAGAAGACUGGUAGCUGCAGCUGAGUAUUCGCCAUGCCUCGGAACCGAGCUUUUUCUGAGCCAGAGUACUCAGUGGAGUAUUCAGCAGACUGUUCUGUGACGUUGCCCUCCGACCCUGGGCAGGCAGUGGGGCGAACACACGAGGUCACGGUGCGGAGCUCGGGAUGCUGCCUCUGUCUGCCACGGUUCAUGCGCCUGACCUUUGCACCUGAGUCUCUGGAGAAUCUCUAUCAGACCUACUUCAGACGGCAGAGACACGAAACCCUGCUGGUGCUCGUUGUGUUUGCUGCCCUGUUCGACAGCUACAUCAUCCUCAUGUGUGCUGUGGUCUAUACCACUGAUAAGUUGGCUUCUGUUGUAGUGGCAUCGGUGGGACUGGCAGCAGAUAUUAUCCUCUACCUGCUGUGCCGCUUUGGGCUGCUGCCGGACCGCAUCUCCAGGCGGGUGGUGCCCUACGCCCUGUGGGUGCUCAUAGCAGCUCAGAUAUUUUGCUACCUGGGUCUGAAUUAUGCUCGCUUCCACCAGGCCAGUGACACUGUGGGCUGGCAGGCUUUCUUCAGUUUCUCUUUUUUUCUGACUCUACCUUUGAGACUGACACCCAUUGUGCUCAUCACUACUGUGUCCUGUGGAGUCCACACCCUGGUUUUGGGUGUCACCAUCGCCCAGCAGCAGCAGGACGACAUACAGGGAGCAGCGCUUGGCAGACAGCUUCUGGCCAACCUUGUGAUCUAUGUUUGUGCCAUCACUGUGGGCAUCAUGUCGUACUACAUGGCCGAUCGGAAACAUCGGAAGGCCUUCCUGGAGGCGAGACAGUCACUGGAGGUCAAACUGAACCUGGAGGAGCAGAGCCAACAGCAGGAGCGUCUGCUGCUUUCCAUUCUUCCAAAGCACAUAGCUGAUGAAAUGCUGCAGGACAUGAAGAAGGGGCCCAGUCAGAAAGAGAUGCAGCAGUUCAACACCAUGUACAUGUACAGGCAUGAGAACGUCAGCAUUCUGUUUGCAGACAUCGUGGGCUUCACCCAGCUGUCGUCCUCCUGCAGCGCUCAGGAGCUCGUCAAACUGCUCAACGAGCUCUUUGCCCGCUUCGACAAACUGGCUGCUAAAUACCACCAGCUAAGGAUCAAGAUACUGGGAGACUGCUACUACUGCAUCUGUGGCUUGCCAGACUACAGGGAUGACCAUGCUGCCUGCUCCAUCAUGAUGGGCCUGGCCAUGGUGGAGGCCAUCUCGUAUGUGCGCGAGAAAACCCAGACGGAUGUUGACAUGCGAGUUGGAGUGCACAGUGGCACGGUCCUGGGAGGAGUGCUGGGUCAGAAACGCUGGCAGUACGACGUUUGGUCCACAGAUGUGACGGUGGCCAACAAAAUGGAAGCGGGGGGGAUACCAGGUCGUGUUCACAUCUCACAAAGCACCAUGGAGUGCCUUCAUGGUGAGUUCGAUGUGGAGCCGGGGAACGGAGGCGACCGCUGUGACUACCUGAGGGAGCGAGGCAUAGAGACCUACCUGGUGGUUGUUCCGAAAGCAUCUUUGGGAAAAAACGGCAUCAACAGUGUCAAGCUGUCUGUAACCUCCUCCAAUGGGAACUCCCCCCUGCUAAUCAACACCACAGAGUGUAAUGGCAGCGUUCACGUGGCCUGCACCACACUGGAUGAGCCAGAGGAGCUGGACACAAGGGUGGUGAACCCGUCGUUCCCUAACCCCCGGAGGAGGCUGCGGCUGCGUGACCUGGCUGAACGGGUGAUUGAUGCUCAGGAGAACGAACAGGAGCUCAACAAACUGCUUAAUGAAGCCCUGCUCGAGCGGGAGACCGUUCAGGCUCUGAAGGGGAAACACACCAACAAGCUGUCCCUGAGGUUUGUGGAUCCAGAGCUGGAGACACGUUUCUCUGUGGAGAAGGAGAAACAGAGUGGGGCUGCCUUCUGCUGUUCCUGUGUGGUCCUGCUCUUUACUGCAGUCACCGAGGCACUCAUAGACCCCCGGCUGAUUGCAAACUACAUCACCUUUGCAGUGGGGGAGGUCCUGCUGCUCAUCUUGACCAUCUGUUCUCUGGCUGCCAUCUUUCCUAGAGUCUUUGCCAAAAAGCUGGUGUCUUUCUCCACCUGGAUCGACCACACACGCUGGGCUCGUAACACUUGGGCCAUGACUGCCAUCUUCAUCCUAACCAUGGCUGACAUAAUGGACAUGCUUAGUUGUCUGCCUCAAGUCCCAGACACCAGCACAGUGGCUCCCUCCUCUUCCUCCUCCACCGUGUCCAGUCUUGAAGGUUGCCUGAACAACCCCAAAUAUUACAGCUACGUUGCUGUGCUGGCACUGAUGGCCACCACAAUGCUGGUUCAGGUCAGUCACAUGGUUAAGCUCACCUUGAUGCUGCUCAUCACAGUGGCCACUGGCAUCGUUAACAUCUACAGCUGGAAGGACAUCUUUGACCGUUAUGACAUGGCCCGCUUCCAGGACUACAGGUCAUACCUGGUGCCAUCUAAAUUUGCAAUGACAAUUAUGAUCUUCAUUAUGAUGGUGAACUUCUAUUACUUCUCCAGACAUGUGGAGAAGCUUGCCCGUACCCUUUUCCUCUGGAAGAUUGAAGUUCACGAGCAGAAGGAGAAGGUGUAUGAAAUGAGGCGCUGGAAUGAAGCACUGGUGACCAACAUGCUGCCUGAACAUGUGGCUCGACACUUCCUAGGUUCUAAGAAAAGGGAUGAGGAGCUGUACAGUCAGUCAUACGACGAGAUUGGAGUUAUGUUUGCUUCUAUCCCCAACUUUUCUGACUUUUACACAGAAGAGAGCAUCAACAAUGGCGGCAUUGAGUGCUUACGCUUUCUCAAUGAGAUCAUCUCAGACUUUGACAGCCUGCUGGAUGAGCCUCAGUUUCGCUGCAUCACAAAAAUCAAGACUAUUGGCAGCACGUACAUGGCAGCGUCAGGAGUAACCCCAGAUGUCAGCAACGGUUUCACCUCCACCAAGAAGGAGGAGCUGUCUGACAGAGAGCGCUGGCAGCACCUGGCAGACCUGGCAGACUUUGCACUGGCCAUGAAGGUUACACUCAUGAACAUCAACUACCAGUCCUUCAACAAUUUCAUGCUGCGCAUUGGUCUAAAUAAGGGAGGGGUGCUAGCUGGAGUGAUUGGUGCACGCAAACCCCACUUUGACAUCUGGGGCAACACUGUAAACGUGGCCAGCCGUAUGGAGUCCACGGGGGUGAUGGGCAAUAUCCAGGUGGUGGAGGACUGCUACAACAUCCUGAAGGAGUACGGCUUCCGCUUUGUGAGGAGAGGGCCCAUCUUUGUGAAAGGGAAAGGGGAACUGCUCACUUACUUUCUGAAGGGAAGAGACAAACAAGGCUCAUUUAUCAAUGGCUCCUCUGUCACUCUGCCACAUCAGGUGGUGGACAGCUGAGGACUGUAUCACACACACACACACACACACACACACACACACACACACACACACACACCUGACAUUAUGACUCCAUUUAAGUCAAAUUAAAAUACAAACUUCAUAAACACCAAUAAUUACUGAACAUGUGUUCUCCGUCUGUAUGGAAAGAUGUACAGAGGCUGUAUCUGAUGCUGAAGGUAAUUUCCAUAUAGAUUAGAGACUGAGUGCACCGAAGUAGAAGGGAGAAUUAGAUUGUGACUCUGAGGGUCUAUGAUUUGGUUUGAAAUGCUGCUUAAAUAAGGGGUUCUGUGGGCAUUCAUACCAUUGGGUUAAACAGGCCAUACAGGGGUUUCAUAAGUAAUUACCAUAAAACAAAUAAUCAUUUGGAGGUUUUUCUUCUUUAUGCUUGUGUCUCCCUUUUGCUGAGAGGAGCAUAAUGAAACACUCUAGGGUCUAGGAGACACCGGUGUCUCCUAGACCCUAGAGUAAUGCUGCAGGUCUGGUGCUCAGCUGUCACUGCUACAGCGCUGAGCCUGAAUGAAGUGAGGGAUCCCCUUUGUUUUGGAUAUCAACCUUUGGUGUGCCCGCUUUUUUCUUUUCACUAACUGGACUUAGCUUGGACAGACUUUGUUAGCACGACUCUUUAAAGGGACAGCUUAGGUCAGUUUUAUGCUGACAGUGACACAGACUAUCAUGAUGUGUGUAAAGGAAUUGCUGCACUUGUUCCAACAAGAAUUGUUAGCCUCAAACUUUUGAACAUUUAGCUCUCUGUCUUACUCAGUGAGAUCUCUUCUAGAAUAUUAAAAUUGGAUUUUAGCCAUAUUUAAGCAGGAAGUUAGUCAGAAUACACACAAAGACACAGAAGAGACAUGUGCACAGUUGCAACCAAUCAGAGUAGACUUCUGUGGUAUUCUUGCUGUAGUGACAUGAGGCAGGCCCUUCCAGAUGCUGUCUGAGUAAUGGAACAGAGUGAAAGAUUUUAAAUUUUAAGAUUUUAGAUUUUAAAUAAAGGAUCCUAAUUGUAAAAUCAGGCAAACACGUGGACGGGCUGGAAAUGAAGCGGACUCAUUGUGGCCGUGUGAGGUGGAACUAUCAGAACAGCAAACUGGACAAACCUGUGAGACAAAUGAGAAGUGGUUUCAGCAUUUCAACAUGAGAAUGACUAAUUCAAGCUGAGGUUAUUUAAAUACAGUGAUGGGCUUCAUCUCUUUCCAUAAAAAACCACACACACACACACACACACACACACACACACACACACACACACACACACGAGCCUUUAUGCAAACAUACCAGUUUUGAUGCCGUUGUAACUACUUCCUGGUCAAUCACUGAGUCCACGCUUCAUACUGAUGUUAAUGAAGUUCAUUUAUUCUUCAUGAUGAACUCAUCUUUAAUGAACACCGUGAAAACUAAAAUGAAAUUAAAAUUUCAAUGAAUCUUUUUAUAACAGACAGAUAAUUUCCACAUAUUUAAAUAUACUAUUCAAUACAAUAGCCUUGUAUAACAAUUCAAGUUGUAAACAAACACUGUUAGCUUAACAAGCAGUUAUGAAGGUCUGACUCUUGUCGUGAAUAAUGACAACAGAAUAUCUCAAACAAUAAACAACUAGCAUUCUAUGAGGAGUAUGUGCUAAUACACCAACAGCCUAGCGCAGGCUAGGUAGCUCAUACUCAAUAACGUACAAUAUACGAUCGUUGUGCAAAUCAGUGUUUCACACCACAACUCCGUAUAUGUCAUCAAAGUAACAACAAAGGAACGUUGUUUUACCGUGUGCGCCCUUGACCAGUUGUAGAAUGGCAGUCUUUCUCUCUCUUACUCUUUUCAUUUCUCUCUUUUACUCUUUUCUCUUCUCUCUUUUACUCUUUUCUCUUCUCUCUUUCGCUUGUGUCUCUCCGAUCCGUAUCUCCGCGCUCUGCGCUGUUGUGAGCGUGACGGACCACUACUUCCGGUUUAACGAUGUCAAAAUAAAAGAACGAUAAAUAACAGGAUGCAUUCAAAAUACACGCUUACGGUAUUAUUUACAGCCGUCUCUUCAGUACAUAAACACUUAGUGGGUUUUGAAUGCAUGGCCUUUAUAUUGGCGACUGCUCCUCAGUUACCAAAUACUUUUAAGUAUGGAAGCCUCAUAGACUGAUCUAAGAUCAGAUUUUCUGCCUCUGAUGAGGAGGAGGACUUGGAAGUGGUCUAGAGAGAAGCUCGAGUGUAAUAAUACAGACUGAUUCACCACCUGCUGCUGCUCAUCUGCAGUGCUGGGUAGAAGAGUGUGCAAUACUUAGUGUAUUUUUUUCACAUUUGUAAUAUUCCUUUUUCCUUGAUUCCAAUGUGAAAACGGGUCAGAGCUUUCAGUACUGCUCUCCUCUCAGCCACACAUUCACCGACUUCUGUAUCUCAAAGCUGUGUUAACACGAUGGAUAACAAAAGCGUGUACAGUGUAUAUUAGAAGAGGGACAGGUGAUGCGGGGUAGAAUUGUUUCCCACGCUGUGGACUGUGGGUUGAUAUAAGUGCCUAUGAUAGCUGUGAUCCCUUACUGGCUCCUUUCAGUGUGGAGCAGACGCCCUUUGGGGGGGUCGGCGUGUUUAAAAUGAAAGACUUUGUUUCUGCAGUCAGGAGAGCUUCUGCUAUUCCUGUCCCUCCAUUGUGAAAAUAUUUUUUUAAUUUAAGUACAUGUUGUUUUAUUUUUGUAGUUCUGGUGAUGCAUUUUAUUGGUCUUAGUGGCCUGGAAAACAUGAGGACAUGAAAAUAAGUCUAACAGAAACAGAUACACAAACAUCCAUCCAUCCAUCCAUUUUUUGCCACUUCCUGUUUAGUCUAAGCAGAGAUGCCCAGACCUCCCUCUCUCUCCUGCCACCUCCUGUUGCUCUUCUGUGGGACACCGAAGCAUUCUCACGCCAACCAAGGGAAAUAAUCUCUCCAGCAUGUUCUACAUCUUCCCAGGGUGUCCACAGAGUUGGACGUGCUUCAGAUACCUCACCUAGGAGGCAUCCUAAUCAGAUGCCCAAAUCUCUUACUGGCUCCUUUCAAUGUGGAGCACACACCUGUUGGUUGAAGCGCGCUCUCUCUCUCGUAUCCACGUUCUCAUUCUUAUUCCCAGUUCCCACAGCUCAGUGAGAAUGUAGAUUGACCCAUAAAUACGCUCAUUUUUACACUUGGCUCUCUUCACCAUGACAGACCAGUGAUGAUGCAUCUGUAUUACUGCACCAAUCCAUCUGUCGGCCUCUUGCUCCCUUCUUCCUUCACUUGUGAACAACAUACCAUGAUAUGCUCCACUUGGGGCCAUGUCGCCCUUUUUCUGCUGAGAGCCGUAACCUUGGACUUGGAGGUGCUAAUUCUCAUCCCAGGUACUUCACACUUGGAAGCAAACCACCCCAGUACAAGCUGGUGGUCUUAGUUUGAUGACGCCAAUAGAAACACAUCAUCUGGAAAAAGCAUAGACAAGAGCCUGAGACCACCGAACCCAACAUCCUUUGCCUCUGGGCUGCACCUAGAAAUUGUAUCCAUAAAAAUUAUGAACAAAAUCGAUUACAAUAGGCAGCCCUGGUGGAGUCCAGGACCCACCAAGAAUGAGUCUGACUUACUGCCAAGUUCUCACUUCAGCUGUACAGGAAGUGAAUACAUGCAACAAUGGGUCCCAUACCCAAUGGGUAUGAGGGAUGCGGUCUAAUGCCUUCUCCAACUUGACAGAACACAUGUAGACUGGUUGGGCAAACCCCCGUGUAGCCUCAAAAAUCCUCAAGAGAAUAAAGAGCUGGUCCAGUGUUCUGUGACCAAGGCAAAAACUCCAUUGUUCCUCUUCAACCCAAGGUUCGACUAACUGAUGGACUCUUCUCUCCAGUAUUUUGGCAUAGACCUUCCAGGGAGGCUGAGGAGUGAGAUCCCCCUAAAUUUGGAACACACACUCCAGUGGCCCUUCUUGGAAAGGGGACAGUCACCCCUAUUUUCCAAUCCAAGGGCACUGUCCCCAACUUCCACACCCCACAACAUCCAGAGUUUUAAGAACUGGCUGCAAACUUCACCUACCAAGGGGCUCUGCCACCAAGUUGUUUGGCCUCCUCAGUGUCUUCAAGUUAUGUUCAAGUCAUCGCAUGCUUUCCCAGACCCUGCUUCUUCUGCGGAAGGCGUGUCAGCGGGAAUGAGGAGAUUUUCAAAGUAUUCCUUCCACCACUGACCAUAUCCUCAGUUGAGGUCACCCUCUCUCCUCAGUUUGCAGUGUGGGUAAAAAGCUUCUUCCUCCUCCUGAGUGGCCUGAUAGUUUACCAGAAUCCCUUUGAAGCUGACCACAAGUCUUUCCCAUUGCCUGACUGAACUUAUCCCACACCCAGGUUUUUGCCAGAGCUGGAUUCCUGCUGCCUGCUGAUAUCUGUCAGCUGGGGGGAAACCCUAAUCUAUAUGUAGCCAAUAUCUCUCAACCUCAUGCACAAGCUCGGGGGCCUUCCCGAGCACAUGGAUGGCAUUCAGUGUCACCUAAAGCCAGUUUAAGCGACCAGGGAUUGGACUACCGUGGCCUCUGCCUUCGGUUAACCAACUUAUUUAAAAGGGAAAAUGAGGCAAACGGUAAAAUUAUGAACUGCCCUUCCUGUUCUUGUGCCCAUAGUUGUUCUGUAUUGUAAGGAAUUUUUGGCAUGAGCUUUAUUAUUAUAACUUCACUUUGGGUUCAGUCUCUUAAUAAAAUGUUUUGUCUAGAUACUGUGUGUGAAAGAUGGCUCAUGUUUUAUGACACGAUGUAUUUACGUGACUGUACCAUAGCUCAGUGUUUCUCUAGGUGAAUGCAAAUCUUUAAUAAGCUGGAAUUGUAUUUUAACUGGAUGAAGCAACAUCACCUGAGCCCUUGUGGUUGUGUGGAUAUAGACAGUUUAGUUUAGAUUUAAGUGGCACACCCUCUCACAGCUUCAGCUGAGCAAGUCUCGGUCAUCUGAAUCAGCUUAGUGGGUCUCCUACAGGUGGGAAUGAGCUGGAAGGGAUUGCUCCCUAAUCAGCCUGCGCAGCAGAAAGGGUGCCAUAGGUCAGCUGAAGCUGAGCUAAAGCUCUGUGACGUUUUGGAGCAGGUUUGGACUGUGUUUUAGGACAUGGGAAGAAACAACCCCGUCUAAUUAUGAAGUACACGAUGGCCUUGACAUGACAGCAGUUACAUGCAGGAGAACUUGAUGAGCAGCAGAAAUGUUUUUUGGGGUAAAGUAUUUGUCAUUGCUCUUUUCUCUGUUGAUUGUAAAGCCUAUUUGUGUCUGUAGAAAGGGAUGAAAGUGCAAUAGAUUUUCUUAAUUCCUUCCCCUUUAAUUCAUAGUUUUAUAAUGUCAUGUUUUUGUUUUCUUUUUAAAAAAGGAAGGGGACAGGAUGGAGUUGUGUUGUACAUAGAGCUUAGACAGUGUUUAUUGGUCAAAUGUAUUUAUUGGAAAUGGCAGGGACACUUUCCCCCUCCAUACACAGACGUGAACGUGCCAAUGAUGAGAAGAUGGUUUUCAGUGUAAAAGCCAUCACAUGGACUAAGGCUGCUUCCUGAAUUGUAUUUUUAAGAGUCUCAGGGUUGGGAACAAAGAAGCACUCUGAAUACUGUAUGAGCUCAACAGCUCCCAGCAGGCCCUGCUGAUGGCAUCGAAGUAAAGGAGGACGCACUCCUGCGGUUCUUGUUGGUACUGUUCACACUUUGGUUCCAAACCUGUAUUCCUCAGUUUCCCAAACUUUUUGGUUUGUUUGUUUGUUUUGGGGUUUUUUGGUUAAAAGAUUUCUUAAUGUGCCCUCUUUCCUUGGUUAUCACUAACUGAUUAAAAAAAUCUAAUAAAGA